AUGGCUUCUUGGCUACCUAUCCCUUCAAAGAGCCACUUCUCACUGGCAAACAUUCCCUUUGGAAUCAUCUCAACAUCCACUGGACAAACGCUUCGUCCUGCGAUUGCAAUCGGCCAGCAUGUUCUUGACCUAUCAGCCUUUUCUCAAAACAACGGUUUCUCCAAACUAGCAGACUUUCCCUCCGAUCAACUCAAGGUCUUUUCCCAAACUACCCUUAAUGACUUUGCUGCUCUUGGAAGACCCGUGCACAGAGCUACACGGGCCUAUCUCCAAGAUAUCUUCCGCCAAGAAACGCCAUACCCUGAGAUCCUCAAGGAUAAUGAGUCCCUGAGAAAACAAGCUCUCAUUCCAAUUGGGGAUGUUCAGUCUCACUUGCCCCUUAGCAUCGGCGACUAUACUGAUUUCUUCGCUGGUCGUAACCACGCUCACACCGUGGGUACACUCUUCCGCGGCGCUGCAAACGCUCUGCAGCCUAACUACAACCAUCUACCCGUCGCAUACCACGGCCGCGCAAGUUCCGUCGUGGUAUCAGGAACACCCCUCCACCGCCCCUGGGGCCAGGUCCUGCCUAACCCUCAAGCCAAAGAGCCUGUGUUCCAGCCCUGCGCCCGACUUGAUAUUGAGCUGGAGCUCGGUAUGUUUAUCAGCAAGGGGAACAAGCUCGGUGCUCCUGUUGAUGUGAAUAACGCGGAGGAGUAUAUUUUCGGAUAUGUUCUUAUGAAUGAUUGGAGUGCGCGGGAUAUUCAGCAGUGGGAGUAUGUUCCGCUGGGACCGUUCAAUGCGAAGAACUUUGGGACGACGAUUAGUCCUUGGGUUGUUUUGGCGGAUGCGCUGGAGGGCUUUAGGGGAAAGGGGUUGGAGAAUGAGGUGCCGCCGAAGAAGUAUCUUGAUGAGAAGAGGGAGGACUCGAUUCUUGAUAUCAACCUGGAGGUUUCUAUCACUACUGCCAAGGGUAACAAGACGAAAAUCACCCAAGUCUCAUCCCAGAACCUUCUCUGGUCCUGGCCCCAGAUGAUCGCCCACCACUCCGUGUCAGGGUGCAACCUUCGCCCAGGAGACCUGCUCGGUUCAGGGACAAUUUCUGGUCUUGAGCCUGGAACGCAGGGAAGUCUUCUUGAGCAAACGAUGGGCGGGAAACAAUUUGUCAAGUUGGAGGGAGGCGAGGAGCGAAAGUUUAUCCAGGAUGGUGAUAGUAUCACUAUUACGGGUUGGUCUGGUACUGCUGAGGAUGGAAUUGUUGGGUUUGGGGAGUGUGAGGGUACGAUUAUUGCUGCCAUUCCUAGAGAUUAA
This is a messenger RNA of Fusarium subglutinans, 1290 nucleotides long. Its product is annotated as fumarylacetoacetase. The coding region runs from base 1 to 1290 and encodes 429 amino acids. Gene Ontology annotation, molecular function: fumarylacetoacetase activity. Gene Ontology annotation, biological process: L-phenylalanine catabolic process; L-tyrosine catabolic process; homogentisate catabolic process. The transcript has 2 exons. NCBI's taxonomy places the organism in Eukaryota, Fungi, Ascomycota, Sordariomycetes, Hypocreales, Nectriaceae. The record is from RefSeq and is a predicted model, not a curated record.